Molecule: messenger RNA, 2499 nt
Organism: Limanda limanda (common dab)
Lineage: Eukaryota; Metazoa; Chordata; Actinopteri; Pleuronectiformes; Pleuronectidae
Gene: fbxo41
Product: F-box protein 41
Exons: 13
Coding region: 1-2499 (832 amino acids)
Molecular function (GO): protein binding
Source: RefSeq, a predicted model, not a curated record
AUGGCCUCUCUGGACCUGCCCUACCGCUGUCCUCGCUGCGGGGAGCACAAGCGCUUCCGAAGCCUGUCGUCCUUACGUGCCCACCUGGAGUACAACCACACGUACGAGACCCUCUACGUCCUCUCCAAGUCCAACAGUGUGUGCGACGCCGCUGCUCUGCUGCCCCUAGUGGCCGAGGGAGCUCUCCUCGCCCCUGCCAACAAUAACGACCCCUUUGAGCCACUGAGGCCUUCUGCCCUAAAGGAGCGGCGCUUCCCUUGCCGUGAACUUCCUUGUGUGGACGACCUGAGUUUGACCCCUGCGAACUCCAACACUGCAGCUCGGUAUAUUCCCAAUGUGGAGUUUCCCUUGGGGGAGAUUUUCAUGAAGGCAGCCAUGACAUCCACGGACUCGGGUCCCGGUGGAAACCCCAACACAGCCGUAGCAGUGGCUGCUAAUGUAGCAGCUAGCGCAGUGGAGGCGGCCUAUGAGGAAGGGCUGGCCCGGCUGAAGGCACGAGCGUUUGAGCGGCUGGAGCUGGAUGAGAGGCUGGAGAAGUUGUCUGAGGAGGUGGAGCAAAAAAUAGCCGCCCGUGUCGGCCGGCUUCAGUCCGAGCUGGAGAGGAAGAGCUCCGAGCUGGAGCGGGCCAAGCUAGAGAGCGAGCGGCUGAGCCAGGAGAAACAAGACCUGGAGGACAAGGCCUCGGAGCUCUCUCGCCAGGUGGACGUGUCGGUGGAAAUGCUCGCUAACCUCAAACAGGAUCUGGUGAACAAGGAGGCGGAGCUCAACCACAAACAGCAGGAGGUGGCCCAGAUUGACCAGUUCCUCCAGGAGACGGCGGCGCGGGAAGCCAACGCCAAGGUGCGUCUGCAGCAGUUCAUCGAGGAGCUGCUGGACCGGGCCGACCGCGCCGAGAAGCAGCUGCAGAUCAUCAGCAGCUGCGGCACAACGCCGAACGGGAGCCUGGGACGCUGCAGCCUCCAGGCCAACAAGGGCAAUGGACGCCAGAGAAACUCCAGCCUCUCUGGAAGCACAAGGGGCAUGUACCAGGUGUCAGACCGACGUUCAUCCCCCAGCACAGGAGCAUCAGGUCGAAUCAAGUCCGUGUCGCAGGGAUCGGGGGGUUAUGACAGUGACAGCGUCGAGAUGCAUCCCAUGGAGGACUGUCCCGAGGCUCAGUACUAUCACACGCAGUGCCGGCAGGGCGAGGCUUACGAGCGCUCCCCCGGAUGCGGCUCCAGGAACUGGGGUCUCCGUAAACAGGCGAUCCAGAACUGGCAGCGGCGACCUUACAGGAACAGCACGGAAGGCGAGGAGGGAGACGUGUCGGACGUGGGCUCCCGGACCACCGAGUCUGAGAUGGAGAUGUGGGAGCAGGAUAGGAGAGCCGUGGCUGAGGUGCAGCAGUCCGCCGCGCCCUAUCCCCACCACGGCCGGACAGGAUACCGCCCUAACAUAGGUCGGUCAGACGGACUCUACGGCAAACCGUGCCGUUAUGAAAAGAGCCCGUCCAGAUCCAACGAGGUCAUCAGUCCGGAGAUCCUGAAGAUGCGUGCGGCCCUCUUCUGCAUCUUCACCUACCUGGACACGAAAACCCUCCUGAGAGCCGCGGAGGUCUGCAGGGACUGGAAGUUCGUGGCUCGCCACCCGGCCGUGUGGACCAGAGUGCUGCUGGAGAACGCUCGCAUUUCUUCCAAGUUUCUGAGCACGGUGUCUCAGUGGUGCACUCAGACGCACUCCCUCAUCCUGCAAAACCUCAAACCGCGACAGCGAGGCAAGAAGGAGACCAAGGAGGACUACCUGAAAAGCACACGUGGCUGUCUGGAGGAGGGUCUGGAGGCGCUGCUAAAGGCCACAGGAAGCAACCUGCUGAUCCUGAAGAUUUCCCACUGCCCCAACCUGCUGACGGACCGCUCCCUGUGGCUGGCCAGCUGCUACUGCCGAGCUCUGCAGGCUGUCACCUACAGGAGUGCCACAGACCCAGUUGGUCAGGAGGUGAUCUGGGCCCUCGGAGCAGGUUGUAGAGACAUCAUCUCCCUACAGGUGGCACCACUACACCCAUGCCAACAACCAGCUCGUUUCAGUAACCGAUGUCUGCAGACCAUUGGAAGAUGUUGGCCACACCUCCGAGCUCUCGGUGUGGGUGGGGCAGGAUGUGGCAUUCAGGGUUUGGCCUCACUAGCGAGGAACUGCAUGCGUCUGCAGGUGCUGGAGCUGGACCAUGUGAGUGAGAUCAACCAGGAGGUGUCAGCAGAGGUUUGCAGAGAAGGCCUGAAGGGUCUGGAGAUGCUGGUGCUCACCUCCACACCGGUCACCCCCAAAGCCCUGCUCCACUUCAACAGUGUUUGCCGCAACCUGAAGUCCAUCGUGGUGCAGAUCGGUAUCGAAGACUACUUUGAGGACCCCAACAGUCCUGAAGCCAGAAAACUGUUUGAUGAGAUGGUGAACAAGCUGCAGGCUCUGAAGAAGAGACCUGGCUUCUCCAAAAUCCUCCACGUAAAAGCAGACAGCCUCUGCUAA